AUGGCCGGAGCAAUUCUCUGGACGUUCUCGGUGUACUUGGAGGCGCUUGCGAUUUUGCCCCAGCUGUUCAUGUUGACCAAGACGGGCGAGGCUGAGGUCAUCACGACACAUUACUUGUUUGCCUUGGGUGCCUACCGUGGCUUGUACCUUAUCAACUGGAUCUACCGCUACUUUACCGAGGGCUAUGUGGACUGGAUUGUUUGGGUUGCUGGCACGAUCCAAACUGGUCUCUACUGCGAUUUCUUCUUUAUCUACUUUACAAAGGUGUUGAAGGGUGCCAAGUUCGAGCUCCCACAAUAA
This is a messenger RNA of Linnemannia hyalina, 300 nucleotides long. The record is from the annotation of a GenBank genome assembly. Lineage: Eukaryota; Fungi; Mortierellomycota; Mortierellomycetes; Mortierellales; Mortierellaceae.